AUGGUUGCAGAAUUUGCCGUACGAGAAGUAUGUUCGCCGGUGAACGGCGAAACAACCUGCAUCACAAUGCCUGGUAGCGAAGGACAUAGUAACAGUAGCUUAGACAGUCAUUAUUCAAGAGAAGAAUUUGCCCACAACGAUCCGAGAAGAAAACAACGGGAAUUCAUACCCGAUAAUAAAAAAGAUGACAGUUAUUGGGAUAGGAGACGUCGUAACAAUGAAGCAGCGAAAAGAUCUCGGGAAAAACGUCGGUUUAACGAUAUGAUACUCGAAACUCGAGUCGUCGAACUAUCGAAAGAAAAUCACUUGUUGAAAGCUCAACUCGCUGCUAUAAAAGAAAAAUUUGGAAUAAGCGGGGACAAUAUAAUUAGUGUUGAGCAGGUAAUGGCAGCUUUUCCGAGUAACGAACAAGUUAUAAGUCAAACAAAACGAGUCAAAUUAGUCGGAUCAUCCCCAAUAUAUCCUCCUUCCUCUAGUACGAAUCCAUCUCCGUUGAUGAGAGCUCCGCCUUCAAAUCAUCCGAUUCAUCUUUUCCCGAUUCAACAGCCACCUGUCGUGAACGAAACAAACUAUCCUCCAGCGGAACCGGAAACUUUCCCACAACCCUAUUCGUAUCCGCUACCAUCACUUCUUCAACCCCAAUUGGACGUCGCAAACAACAGCGUUUUGAAUUUGAGCUGCGAUAGAUCGUCUCACAAUCAGCCCUCGCCUCCUCCUUGUCCUUGCGACAACGGAUGCGAAAGCGGCGAUGAAAAUUCUCAACCGUUGCCACUCACAUUAACGAGUCCGGCACCGGGUCCGAGCAACAGCCUUCCACACAAACUCAGACACAAAUCUCGAAUCGGGGAUAAAGAUGUUGCAUCGGCAUUGCUUUCGUUGCAAACUAUCAAACAAGAGCCCGGACCCUUGUCGAGUCCGCCAUGGGAUGGAGAAGGAAGCAGCGACGAACGCGAUUCGGGAAUAUCUCUCGGAGCCGAAUGGGCAGGACAUCAAGAACCACCUCCGACGUCUCCGGAUCGAGAACCGGAAAAUGAAUCCUCGAGCACGAACGGUGAUGAACGCAUGAAAUCCGAACUGGCACGUCUCGCAUCAGAGGUGGCUAAUCUCAAAAGUUUUUUAUCCAUAAAAAAACCAUUGCCGGGUUCCACGCUUUCCUCGAUGGCCGUCUUAUUGGGUCCAUCGUGCACGCCACAUCCUCACACGCCACAAUGA
Messenger RNA from Pediculus humanus corporis (human body louse), 1212 nucleotides. RefSeq names its product transcriptional factor nfil3/e4bp4, putative. Gene Ontology annotation, molecular function: DNA-binding transcription factor activity; DNA binding. The transcript has 2 exons. Gene Ontology annotation, biological process: regulation of DNA-templated transcription; circadian rhythm. The record is from RefSeq and is a predicted model, not a curated record. NCBI's taxonomy places the organism in Eukaryota, Metazoa, Arthropoda, Insecta, Psocodea, Pediculidae. Gene Ontology annotation, cellular component: nucleus. Bases 1 to 1212 code for a protein of 403 amino acids.